AUGGAUAAGAAGGGAGUGAUGUCUUUAGCGAUCAUCGCUUUCUUGGUGUUGGGGCAGUCCAACAGUACUAGAGCUAUUGAGAAUCCACUGUGUUAUGCCCAAUGCCUCACUUGUCUCUACGGUGGCCCAUUGGCGACCGUUAUAUGCAGCGGUUUUUGCGCCGCAAACUGCAUGUCGGCAAGUCCUUCAUUACGCAGUGUCCCAAAAGACAAUCACUACUUCUGCAAGCUUGGUUGUGCUUCUUCCUUGUGUGCCAGUUUCAUCACUAGAGAAAACCCAGAGAUUGCGAAAGUGGGUGGCUGUGCCGAGUCUUGCUCAGAGAAAUGCACCAUGAUGAAUACCUUACCACCUAAUUAG
Messenger RNA from Prunus armeniaca (apricot), 357 nucleotides. The record is from the annotation of a GenBank genome assembly. Lineage: Eukaryota; Viridiplantae; Streptophyta; Magnoliopsida; Rosales; Rosaceae.